Messenger RNA from Colletotrichum aenigma, 3177 nucleotides. RefSeq lists its product as uncharacterized. The record is from RefSeq and is a predicted model, not a curated record. The coding region runs from base 1 to 3177 and encodes 1058 amino acids. The transcript has 2 exons. NCBI's taxonomy places the organism in Eukaryota, Fungi, Ascomycota, Sordariomycetes, Glomerellales, Glomerellaceae.
AUGAACUGGAUGACUCCCCACGAAGCGUCCCUGCAGAAGCUUCCGGCUGAAGCUGAUGCUGAAGCGGAGACCAGCGUCCUCGAUAGGAAGCGCCCAAUUCCUCGAUUUCCUGAUAGCUUUUCUGCCAACCUGGGCCGCAAAGUUUCCUCGCCCUCCUCUCCCCAGGAAAUCUCUGCAUCUGCAACUCAUCGCACCCUUCCCUCUCCUCUCCCAGAGAGCCAGAGUGUCAUCAAUCGCAAGCGAGACGUUGUCGCUGGCAUAGCACCUCCGCUUCCUACAACUCCUCUGCCCACCUCACGCAAUCGACAAGUUUCUGCUGCCUCCUCAGUCAAGGCCAUGGUAGCGAAGUUUGAGGGCGGUGGCUGCGACGACGCUCCUGACAAAUUCGACACAAUGGCAGAUUCGAUGAACGACGCGCCAUCCUCGCCCAUCGACAGCAUCAAGACAAAGGCAUCUGUCGAUGAUUCAAUCAAUACGGUCAGCUCUACGCUUGCUCCUAGCUCAACCUCUCGCGCAGGCGUUCCCAAGACCCAGACCAUCGAAGAGGGUGAAUUGGAGCUGCUCAAGAUGCAGGAGUUCUACAAAACCGAGCCUCUCCCUCGUUGCUUGGAUAACUAUGUCCCUCCUAAGCGAAGCAAGGAGAAGGUGAAGGUUCUUCCUACUGAACAGGAUGAAGGUGCUUCAAUGCUGAAGGCGGCUAAGCUCGAGCUGCAUAACACGCUCGCCAAGUCUCACGAGGCCUACGAGGAGCGCCACCCAUCCGCCAAGGAGGAACGUCUGCAGCGUGAGGCAGCUGAGGCAUUCAAGAAGCGAGAGCCGUCCAAGAACAAUGUCUCGAGCAGCACACCAUCUGAGGCUAGCACCAAGUCCUCUCGUCGCGCCAAAAAGAAGGCUCUGCAGAAGGCCCAGAAGAAGGCAGAGAAGGUGGCAAAGCGCGAGGGCAUCGAUCCCAUCGACCCGAAGCCUUCGUCUUCGACUACCACGCAGCCUCCCCAAAAAGAAUGGACGCUGCGAGGCCAGUAUCCCGAGACGUUCGCCAAGAUCGACUAUUGGCGGUCUCUACCUGAUCCCGAUGCGCCGCAGUCAUCUUCUGCUACCCAGACACCCGGCCUGGUCAAUCAGUCUAUCUCUAGCAAGGAUCGGGCCCCUCGCUACGGCGCAGUUUCUCACGCGACUUCUCACGACGAUAGCCUCGCCAGCUCUUCCUCGUCCUCCGCCACCUUGGUCCCUUCGCAGAACCAGUCGAUCUCGGUCACGCCUGCUGACAGUCACUCGUCCGACAGUGAUAGCACCGACUACGAUCAGGACAACACCUCCCAUACUAUCAAUGAGUCCGAUGAAGCAGCCAUUCCGUCUUCCCAGGGUGCCAAUAAGCCGAUGAGCCAGCUCUUCACUCAGAAGGUCGGCGCCGUGGUGAACAAAGACAGCGAAGCCGGCAACGGUGGAGAGGCAUUCCCGUUCAUCCAGAGAAACCCGGAGGAAGUCACAAAGGCCGUCGCGAAGCAGAAGGAGAAGAGAGACGCUGAUCGCCGCGCUCAUGAAGCCGUCAACGCUGCUCAUGCCGCGGGCCGCAUUGUUCAUCUCGAGAAUACCAAGUCAAUCCGCGACCAGAUCUCGACUAAUGUGAAGAAGUCCGACAUCAAGCCCGGCUUUGGCAAGAAGGCUCAGCCUGUUCCUGCUUUCGACGAAAUGGCUUACAGUGCCGACUCCAUUGCCUGCCACACCUUGAAGCCGGCUCCCCUUCGGAUUCCGUCGCGCACGAAGCAGCCUUCCGUCGAGGGCUCCGAGAAGAAGGAAAGGGACACUCCUCGUACGCCGGCUCCUCAGCUCCCCGGCGAGCUCAAGGUGAACAAGGGCAAGCAUCGCGUGGAAAAUGUGCUUUCUGAGGCUCCUGGAAUUGAUGUUAGCGAGACUGGUAUUCAGAACAACCGCAACCAAAGUGCGUCUUCCGCCCGUCAGAAGACUGGCUCCAUCAACUUCAGCCGGCCCCAGAACAAGAAUACCCAGAACCAGAAGCAGUCUGACGCUCCUUCCAACAAGUCGUCUUCUCCCGCCGGUGGUAAGAAGAACAAAGCUUCUGCUCGCGACAAGCGCGGGAAGAAGUCGGCCUCUAGCGCUUCAGAGAAGGAGACUCAGCCCGGCGGCGGCGGUUAUCAGGGACCUUCCAGAGAUGAGCUCAAUAGCUUCUUUGGCACGAAGAACCAGCCUGGCCCGGUUGAUGCCUGGCUCAAGGAGGCUGCAUAUCGUCAGAAGCGCAAGGAGGUUGAGGUCGCUGUCGCGGCCGCCAAGGCUGCGCAAGCUGCGCAGGCUUCGCAGGCUUCUCAACCCGCUCAAGUAUCCCGGCCUACUGCUCAAACUUCUCAUGCCGCUCAGAACUCAGACCGCCAGAGCUUUACUGCUGGCGACUACCAGGACCUGAUCCAGGAUGACUACAAUGACCUGAUCCGAGAGUCCCCUGAGAAGAAGCAGGCUACUCACACGCAGGGAGGCUCCUCUCGCGUCGUCUCUCAGACCGUUGACUUCAACGGCCAGUACCCCCAGACUCAGCAGCUCGCCGGAGCUCGUCACCAUGGUGGUGGACCAGCGCUCCCGCCCACCCCAGCUUCUGCCUACCGGCCCCGCGUUGCCGCCGCCAAGACGACGGACGAGAUGAUGGGCGAACUUGACGAUUUCUUCGCCGAGGAGAACGAUCACCUAUACCAGAAGCCCGGCCGCGCCUCGACUUCCACCGCUGGCUCUUCUAAGCAGCAAGAGCCCUGGGACGAUCCUGCCUACAACGAGGAGGCUCUGCAGUACGGCUACGCCUACAUUCAGAACAACCACACCCCUCUGCCCGAAAACUUCGAGCCCGUCCCUCUGACCCGUGAGCAGCGCCGCCAGGUUCUGGCCGCCAACAGCAUCGCCGAGGCCGACUACCCCGCCCCUCCCGCCGGCUACCCUACUCCGGCUGGCCCUGCCGAUGGCGAGAACACGCCUCCCUGCCCGACCCGCCCCCCUCCUUCCGUCCCUGCUCCUGGCACCGGCACUGGCGGAGGUACUGGCCAAGGACGCCAGAGAGGCAGCGGUGAGCAGGUCCAGAGCCUCCGUCGCGCCCCUCGUCGCUUCCAGCGUGCCGCGACUGCCCCUACCUCCGCUCCCAAGAGCCCUGCUCCCGGCUACGACGACGACUGGUUCUAA